GUUUCGAUUUGCAGGUGUCCUUGGCGGGUAAUAUGAGUGACUUAAAGCCCAAGCUUGCCUUCUCAUUUCUUCAGCGAAAAAAGCAACUGGUUUAUAAUCCUAAAGUCACAUCUUUGGAUGCAAAUAAUGGCGAAAAUACUAUUAAAGGCGAAAAAGAAUUCAUCACAUCAAUUGAAGAUAAAAUAAUGCAUCUGUUCAACUGCAAAAAAAGAAGAGCAACUUGUCAUACCAUUAAAGCGUAGUAAAAGCAGCUUUCAGGAGCGAAUGAAAAAGAAUUUCUUGCCAGUUGAGUCCUUGGACCCUCUUACGCUUCAGGCGUUGCAAGAAAUUAAGGAAGAGAGCCAAGCAUUUUCAAGUAAUUCACACAAUUUUCACGUAAAUUAUGAUCUUAAAAUACCUGCCAAUAGUUCUGAAACCACCGAGGAAACUGAGAAUGCAAACUAUGAUGCAAUCCCUAUUGAAAAGUUUGGUGUAGCUCUCUUGGCUGGAAUGGGUUUUGACCCUAAAUCUCUUGACAACUCUAAGAGAGAGGUUUUACUACCUCAGCGACCAAAGGGACUCGGACUAGGCGCAGACCCAACUGCAGUUCAAGAUGCUAAACAAGAAUUGCUAAAAUCUAAAACAGAACAACUGACAUGGGAUCCCGGAGCGCGUUGUCAGAUUGUAUUAGGAAAGAACAAGGGUCUUUAUGGCACGUUAGAAGGACUAGAUGGAGACACUGGUCGUGUGAUUAUUAGAUUAAAAGUGUCGAAAGAAGCAGUCACGGUACUUCAACAUACUGUCCGUUUGGUUCCUAUCAAAGAAUAUGCUGCGUACUCGAAUUGUAUAAACCAAAAUCAAGUCGAUGAGUAUAAAGCACGCGAAGCAGAACAGUUAUUACUGAAAUCCAAUCAUGAUUCCGACUCUGACCCGCCGAGAUCAAAAUCGACACAUAGUGACUCUAUUCUUAAAACAUCGAAUAUCUCUAAAGAGGAUAAACCACUAAAAUGUGAACCAAAUAGACCAUCUGGUAGUAUAUCUUGGUUAAGACCGAAAUUAAUUGUUCGAUGCUUAGAUCGAAAUUAUUGUGGUGGGAAAUAUAAUAAAGAAAAAUUAAUUAUUAUUUCUAUCGACGGUAGUCGAUGCAGCUGUAAAACAGAAUCUGGUCAACUAAUCAAAGGUAUUUUUUUAAACGAAGCAUAUUUUAUUACUUUUCAAUGUGAUACUUUUUGUAGAUCUUCCUAUAAAGUAUUUACAAACAAUUAUACCGCAUGAAAUGAAUUCAGUUUUAAUGAUUGUAAACGGAGAAAGAAGUGGUCAGGUAUGUAGUGUUCUUCAUAUCCCUUUUUAUCACUUAUCUUUCAUAAUUUAGCGUAGAAAAUCAGUUCAUUAUGUAAUCUUUAUCAGUUAUUGUUAUCUGAUUUUUGCUCUUGGUUAGACUAAAUAUACAAAGCUACCAUAAAUAAUUGCUAUAGGCUGUCUACCCAAGCACAAUUUUCUAACCGGUAAGCUGAGAUCUUGUGGCUGACUGGUUCUAUCUUCACUUCAAUUGAAUAUGAUAUAUUUCAAUGCUCAUUCUUAACUGAUAAUUUUUAUAAUUUUCGUAACCGUGCAUUAUUCAUCAGGUGCAAUAGAAAUGUUACAAAUAGUCCGAAAUAAAUCCUAGUUUAAUGUAACUUAGUACUUUUAUGACAAUUUCUUAAUUCUUCGAGUACUUUGUAUUAGAGUUUUAUCUGCUAAAUAUUUUUUUAACUAUCCAUUUGUCACUAAGAAACUUACUUACGCCUGUUACCCCUGGUGGAGGAACAUAGGUCGCCCACAAGCACUGUCCAUACAACCCUGUCCUAGGCAAUCCUUUCCAGCUGUUAUAUCCUAUUCAUGUCUGCUUCCAAUUCCUGACGUAGUGUGUUCUUCGGCCGCCCUCUUUUCCGUUUUCCUUCAGGAUUCCAAGUUAGCACUUGCCUCGUGAUGCAGUUUGGUGAUUUUCGUAAUGUAUGUCCUAUCAACUUCCAAUGUCUUCGAUGAUGGUUGUAAUGGUUCUCCACGUUUCAGCUCCAUACAGUAGGGCUAUUUUGACGUUCGUAUUGAAGAUUGUGACUUUGACAUUGGUUGACAGUUGUUUUGAGUUGCAUAUGUUGUUCAAUUUUAGGAAUGUGGCCCUUGCUUUGCCAAUCAUCGCCUUUACGUCUGCAUCCGAUCCUCCUUGCUCAUCGAUGAUGCUUCCCAAGUACGUGAAAGAUUUCACAUCUUCCAGAGCUUCUCCAUUAAGUGUGAUUGUGUUGGUGUUCUCCGUGUUGUAUUUGAGGAUUUUGCUUUUCCCUUGUGUAUGUUGAGGCCUACUGAUUUAAAGGUUGCUGCUACACUAGUUGUCUUCAUCUGCAUUUGUUCGUGUGUAUAGGAUAAAAGGGUCAGGUCAUCUGCGAAGUUCAAGUUGUAUAGUUGCAUUCAACCUGUCCACUAUAUUCCGUACUUCCAGUGGGAAGUGGAGGUCUUCAUAAUCCAGUAAACCACAAGAAGAAAGAGGAAUGCGUCUGUCAGUUGUCCUACAUGCACGACUUUGCAUUGUAGUCCGUCUUAUGAAUUCCGGAUGACGUUGACGAUCUUCCCAGGUAUACCAUAGUGUCUAAAGUUUCCAUAAGAUCCUCCUAUCCACACUGUCAAACGCCUCUUAGUCAGUAAAGUUACUGCAUAGUGAUGAGUUACACUCAACUGAUUGUUCAACGAUGAUUCGUAGCGUCACGAUUUUGUCUGUGCACGGCCGAUCCUUACAGAAUCCAACCUGUUAAUCUGGAAUUUGGACGUUUACUGAAUCUUCCAUCUGGUUCAGCAACACUGUUAAAAACUUUUCCUGGUACUGACAGUAGUGUGAUGCCUCUAUAGUUCUCACAUUUGCUCAGAUCUCCUUUCUUUGGUAUAUUGAUGAGGUAUCCUUCUUCCAUUCUGUUGGCACUUGUUCUUCCUUCAAAAUCUUCAUGAUUAGCAUGUGGAGCGUUCUCGUAGUUAUUUCUAUAUUUGACUUCUGUGUUUCAGCUGGUAUAUUGUCUGGUCCUCCUGCUUUUGCGCUUUUGAUUUGUCUG
Schistosoma spindalis is the source of this 3056-nucleotide messenger RNA. The record is from the annotation of a GenBank genome assembly. NCBI's taxonomy places the organism in Eukaryota, Metazoa, Platyhelminthes, Trematoda, Strigeidida, Schistosomatidae.